AUGUUUGUGAUCCAGUUCUUCUUACUUUUUCUUAUUUUCCAACCUAUUUCUAUGGCAAUUCAACGUUUACCAGCAAUAUCUCUUAAAGAACAAAGUUCAAUCGGAACAUCUAUCUAUGAUCUCCGUCGUGUGUAUUCGUCUUCAUCCAACUUCUACAAGUUUUCAUUUAUAUCCGACUCCAGUCCGCAUAAUUCGUUUUUUAUGAUUGAUUCCUUAACUGGACGUAUCUCUGUCAAACGUAUGAUCGAUCGCGAGGAACUCUGCCAAACGCAUAUCUGUAAUUGUGAACGAUGCGUCUUAACAUUGGAAAUAAUCGCAUCAUCGAAGACCAUUGAUAUCUUAUCAUUAGACGUCACAAUUGAAAACAUAAACGAUAAUUCUCCGAAAUUUCCCGUCUCAACAUUUCAAAUCCGUCUAUCGGAAAACACUGAUAUCGGUCAUGUAUCAUCGUUUCCAUCAGCAACUGAUUUGGAUUAUCAAGAUCGUCUGGAAUAUCGUAUUCUUCCGUCUGACGAAUCGAAUGACGAGGAUUUAUUACAAACAUUUGCUAUUGUUGAUCUACAUACAGAAAAUCAACUCGGAUUACGUCUACUGAAAUCUCUCGAUCGCGAAACGCGAAAUUUCUACAAAAUGAAAAUCUUAGCGACCGACGGUGAACAAACCGGCGUUCUAUCACUUGAUAUUCAAGUGCUCGAUUCAAAUGAUAAUGUUCCAAAGUUCGAACAUGAACAAUAUCACAUCAAACUACGCGAAGAUGCUGCUAUCGGAUCAGAUAUUCUUCAUGUACAUGCCUAUGACAAUGAUGAAGGUUUAAACGCUUUAAUUAACUAUACAAUCAUAACUGACACACCGGCCGUGUCGUUUCCAUUUGAAGUCAAUGUUACAACAGGUGUUAUCAAAAUUCGUCAAGCAUUAGAUUAUGAACAUGAGACGAAUUAUCGAUUCAAUGUCCGUGCACGAGAUAAUGGACCGGAUGCAAUUAAUGUUUAUACUCAAAUUCAAAUUGAUAUUCUGGAUGUCAAUGAUUGCCCACCAGAUAUUGAUUUUAUUCUACCGGAUGCCGAUCCGAGUAAAAUCGAUCCACGAAAACAUAUAUUCUACAUCGAAGAAGAACAACCUGUCAAUACGCGUUUAUUUCAUUUAAGUGUGAGUGAUAAAGAUUCUAUCAAUGAUAAAAUUAUCUUAAAAUUAUUAACAUACAAUAAUUUAUUUCAAUUGAAUGAACAAUUCAAUGAUCUGUACAGUUUAUCGAUUAUCGGAAGGCUCGAUAGAGAACAACAAGAACAAUAUCGUUUAACUUUUGAAGCAAGAGAUCAAGGUACGGGUCCAUCAUUAAUUACUCAGAAAGAUAUAACUAUCCUUCUUAUCGAUAUCAAUGAUUCUCCUCCAACACUCGAUCCAUAUCCGACACCCAUCAGUAUCAAGGAAAAUAAUCUUCCCAGCAGUCAACUUGUUCAAUUUCAUGCACAAGAUCUCGACGCUCCGAAUACAUCCAACAGUCUUCUAACAUAUUCUCUAAUUGCAUCGAACACUUCUCGUUUAUUUCACAUUGACUCUUUCACAGGAGUUCUUUCAGCCGCAAAUAACAUUUCAUUUGAUUACGAAACUCAAUCGAAAUACGAUUUAGUAUUGAACAUCAGUGAUCAUGGAACACAUCCAAAACGUCUGGAGACUCUGCAUUCAUUUAUUGUCUAUAUCAAUGAUACUAAUGAUAAUCAACCAAAAUUUGAACAAGAAUCCUAUUCAUUUCGUGUUCAAGAAAAUAUUCCGAUUGGAACGUUAAUUGGUCAACUCAAAGCGACUGAUCGCGAUACAAACACAACGAUUCACUAUGAGCUCACAUGUAUUGAUGAUCAGGAUGUUUUCGAAAUUGAUUUAUUAACUGGAAAGCUACGUACAAAAGCUCUACUUGACUUCGAAACUCAUCCCAUCCAUCGAGUAUAUGUUACUGCUAAAGACAAUGAUUACCGUCAUUCCGAUCGUGUCACAGUUACAAUUGAAUUAAUUGACGUCAACGAUAAUACACCACUCGUUGAUUCGCCACCGGCCAUCUAUAUUCCAAGUGAAUUGAUACCCACAAAUUUAACAAAAAUGAUUAUGAUUACGACAAUCACUGCUCACGAUCGUGAUGAUGGCAUGAAUGGCAAUCUAACGUAUGUCAUAAUUGAUGGAAAUCAAAAUGAAUAUUUUCACAUAAAUGAAUUUAAUGGAACGAUCUAUGCGCAAUCGAACAAUUUACCACAAGGACAUCAUCGUCUGACAAUCAAAGUCUGUGAUCAAGGUGAAUCAUUCACAAAAUGUUCAACAGCCAAUGUUAAUAUAAAAAUCGGUGAAUAUAGCGAAAAAAUCUUCUACACCACAUCAUUGACGUCCGAACAAUUGGCAAAAGAUGAUCUUCAACGUAAAGAAUAUUUUCAUAAUCAUGAAACAGUCUUUACACGUGAAAUGAUUCUUGUUGUCAUCAUCUCGACAAUCUUAACAUUGAUAUUUAGUAUUACAAUGGGUAUUUUAAUCGCCUUUUUCUGCAAACAAAAACGAUGUCGACACAUCCAUCGAACAUCGUUGAAAAAACCAUGUGAAAUGCUUCAAUCGACCGAUGCGGACAAACUCCUAACGACCAGCAAAAAAUUAAUGGCAAAUCAUCAUCAUCAUCAUCUUGAACCCUAUGAUGAUAUCAAAACUUGCGCGGGAGUUGGAAGUGGCGGAAGUUCGGAAGAUAGUUGUUAUGGAAGCAAUGAUUUAUCUCGAUCAAGUUCAAGUGCUCACGCAGUUGCUCGACCUCUACUUACAGCGCAACACCGUUCAUCGAGUUUGAGCUCUACAAGUGUUGAUUAUGCUGUACCAGCCCAACGACAUCAAUCAUCGAUUAAUAACAAACCAUCAACAGUGGUUGUUGUAGGUAUUCAUCAAUCAACUGGAUUUCAUGAUGAUAAUGUUCACCAAUCACAGCAUUUGAAAACAUUUCAUUCACCUGCAGCAUCGUCGACAUCAUCGACUCAUUCGACUUUCAAAAAAACUGUUCAAUCACUCACGAGGAGACCUGUCGCUGAUUUACAAUCGACGUAUUUAACAUACGAUUCGAUCGACACACCACCUCCUCCUCCUACAACUGUAAAUUAUGCGAAAAAUUCAUCGAUAACAUCACGAGAAUACAGUAUUUGA
This is a messenger RNA of Adineta ricciae, 3162 nucleotides long. NCBI's taxonomy places the organism in Eukaryota, Metazoa, Rotifera, Eurotatoria, Adinetida, Adinetidae. The record is from the annotation of a GenBank genome assembly.